ACACCACGCAGGGGUCCUUCACCUCCUCUGUGAGCACGUGUCUGGUGACAGGAAGUGCGCGGAGUUUGAAAGCAGGUUGUUUCAGAGCGCGCUGAUGGAUGAUGAAGAAGAAACUUAUCGAUUAUGGAAAAUCCGCAAGACCAUAAUGCAGCUGUGCCAUGAUCGAGGGUAUCUGGUGACCCAAGAUGAGCUGGACCAGACCUUGCAUGAGUUCAGAGGUCAGUUUGGUGACAGACCCAGCGAGGGUCGCCCCAGACGGACAGACCUCACUGUGCUGGUGGCCCACAAUGACGACCCCACCGACCAGAUGUUUGUGUUCUUUCCAGAGGAGACGAAAGUGGGCAUCAAGACCAUUAAGAUGUACUGCCAGCGGAUGCAGGAAGAGAACAUCACCCGGGCCAUCAUCGUAGUCCAGACGGGCAUGACUCCUUCUGCUAAACAGUCUUUGGUUGAUAUGGCACCAAAAUACAUCUUGGAACAGUUUCUACAGCAAGAGCUGCUCAUAAACAUCACCGAGCACGAGCUGGUCCCUGAACACAUUGUUAUGACGAGAGAGGAAGUGACCGAGCUGCUGGCCAGAUAUAAACUCAAGGAGACACAGUUACCCAGAAUCCAGUCCAGUGAUCCCGUGGCACGGUAUUUUGGGCUGAAACGAGGGCAGCGUUGAACAGCACACACAGGUGGAGCGGUGUGUUUUCUGUGGAACAGGUGGUGAAGAUCAUCCGUCCCAGUGAAACGGCCGGACGCUACAUCACAUACAGACUCGUACAGUGAAGAACAGUCAUUUUUCUCAAGAGCUGCAGAUGUUUUACUUUGUGUUUGUCGUGUGACAGGCUUUGUUUUGUUUGUUUUAUAAUGGAUGAUUCUUGUGAUGGACGGCAGCAAUUAUUAAUUUAGAUUUAUCUUUAAUUUCCAUAAAACUUGAAUCUUGGAU
Molecule: messenger RNA, 934 nt
Organism: Cyprinus carpio (common carp)
Lineage: Eukaryota; Metazoa; Chordata; Actinopteri; Cypriniformes; Cyprinidae
Product: DNA-directed RNA polymerases I, II, and III subunit RPABC1-like
Exons: 7
Coding region: 95-667 (190 amino acids)
Biological process (GO): DNA-templated transcription
Cellular component (GO): RNA polymerase III complex; RNA polymerase I complex; RNA polymerase II, core complex
Molecular function (GO): DNA binding; DNA-directed RNA polymerase activity
Source: RefSeq, a predicted model, not a curated record